This is a messenger RNA of Dendrobium catenatum, 1024 nucleotides long. RefSeq names its product eukaryotic translation initiation factor 4E-1. Gene Ontology annotation, molecular function: RNA 7-methylguanosine cap binding; translation initiation factor activity. The transcript is spliced from 5 exons. The record is from RefSeq and is a predicted model, not a curated record. NCBI's taxonomy places the organism in Eukaryota, Viridiplantae, Streptophyta, Magnoliopsida, Asparagales, Orchidaceae. Gene Ontology annotation, cellular component: cytoplasm; eukaryotic translation initiation factor 4F complex. Gene Ontology annotation, biological process: translational initiation. Bases 112 to 783 code for a protein of 223 amino acids.
GCAUCACUAGUGCGCCGUUCCAUUUCCGAUCAUAUUAGGCUUCGGCGGUGCCUUUCUAAGUUUCUUCAAUCGAGUGAUUGAACCUAGGAAUUGAACUGACACCCUUUGAUCAUGGCGGAGGAACUGAAGGACAGAGAGAGGGAGGCCGAAGUGGUAGGGGAUGAUGAGUUGGAGGAAGGCGAGAUCCCAGACGACGAGUCACCGGAGGAUUCGUCGGAUCCGAAGAGCGGAGAACCGAUCGCGAUACAGCCGCACCCUUUGGAACAUUCGUGGACGUUCUGGUUCGACGAUCCAUCCGCCAAAGCGAAGCAAAGCGCUUGGGGAAGCUCCAUGCGGCCCAUCCACACUUUCCACACGGUUGAAGAUUUCUGGAGCCUUUACAACAAUAUUCAUCAUCCAAGCAAGUUAGUUAAUGGAGCGGACUUUUACUGUUUUAAACACAAGAUUGAACCAAAAUGGGAAGACCCGGUAUGUGCAAACGGAGGAAGAUGGACUAUUGCUUGUCAAAGACUAAAAUCAGAUACAUUCUGGUUGUAUACUUUGCUGGCAAUGAUUGGUGAACAGUUUGAUUAUGGGGAUGAAAUUUGCGGAGCAGUUGUCAGUGUGCGUGCAAAGCAAGAAAGGAUAGCCAUAUGGACAAAAAAUUCUUCUAAUGAAGCUGUGCAGAUGUGCAUUGGUAGACAAUGGAAGGAACUCCUGGACUACAAAGAUCAAAUUGGUUUCAUUUCUCAUGAUGAUGCAAAAAAGCUAGAUAGGGCUGCCAAGAACAAGUACACAGUGUGAUCUGUAGGUAGAUUUAUCUAAGCAGCGUAUAGGAUAUUUGUAGGAAGAACACUUAUCGAGUUCUGCUGUUCAAACGUUCUCAUUUUAUGAGCUGAAGUAAUGUUUACAAUUAACUUAUUUUCGAGAACGCCUCUACUCAUCUUUCAUGAUAUUUUAUCAGAUAUGCAGGUGAAGAUAUUAUUAGUUUUGUAAAAUUAGACUUUUUCAUGAAAUCUGAUAGAACUUUCGUAUGACAAUUUUA